This is a messenger RNA of Microplitis mediator, 522 nucleotides long. RefSeq names its product 60S ribosomal protein L32 (gene RpL32). The record is from RefSeq and is a predicted model, not a curated record. Gene Ontology annotation, cellular component: ribosome; cytosolic large ribosomal subunit. Gene Ontology annotation, molecular function: structural constituent of ribosome. The transcript has 4 exons. Bases 63 to 467 code for a protein of 134 amino acids. Gene Ontology annotation, biological process: translation. NCBI's taxonomy places the organism in Eukaryota, Metazoa, Arthropoda, Insecta, Hymenoptera, Braconidae.
UCAACGUCUUCAUGCCUUUUCAUUCUGUGUCGCUUAGGAAACGGUUCCUUUGAAGCGAUAAAAUGGCAAUCCAACCCGCGUACCGACCAACAAUCGUGAAGAAGAGGACAAAGAAGUUUGUCAGACAUCAAAGUGAUCGUUAUGACAAGCUUAAGCGUAACUGGAGAAAGCCCAAGGGUAUCGACAACAGAGUGCGUAGACGUUUCAAGGGCCAGUAUUUGAUGCCCAAUAUUGGUUAUGGUAGCAAUGCCAAGACACGGCACAUGCUCCCAACAGGAUUCCGAAAAGUCCUUGUCCAUAAUGUCAAGGAAUUAGAAGUCCUGAUGAUGCAGAACCGCAAAUUUUGCGCAGAAAUUGCUCACGCAGUGAGCAGCAAAAAACGGAAAGCAAUUGUCGAACGUGCACAACAAUUAUCUAUCCGAGUUACCAACGCAAACGCACGUAUUCGUUCUGAAGAAAACGAAUAAGUUGGGUAGCUGUAUUUUAUUUCUAAUUAAAAAUAAAAAAUUAUUAAAAAAAAAA